This is a messenger RNA of Erpetoichthys calabaricus (reedfish), 1052 nucleotides long. Its product is annotated as olfactory receptor 52J3-like. The record is from RefSeq and is a predicted model, not a curated record. Bases 15 to 977 code for a protein of 320 amino acids. Gene Ontology annotation, biological process: G protein-coupled receptor signaling pathway. Lineage: Eukaryota; Metazoa; Chordata; Cladistia; Polypteriformes; Polypteridae. Gene Ontology annotation, cellular component: membrane. Gene Ontology annotation, molecular function: olfactory receptor activity; G protein-coupled receptor activity. The transcript has a single exon.
AAAGAGGAUAAACAAUGGAAGACACAGCCUUUUUCAAUGAAACAAUAAUUCGUCCAAUUGGUUUUUUUAUUGCUGGAUUUACAGACUUAUCAUAUGAAAGCUGGUUUUGGGGAUUUUUGUGUCUUGUUUAUAUUUUGACACUUCAUUCAAAUGCUUUGAUUGUUUUAAUAAUAUGGUAUGAACAGUCCCUACACACACCCAAAUACUUUGCUAUUUGUCAUUUGGCUGUCAUUGAUGCUUGUUGUAGCACAGCUGUUAUCCCAAAGGCGAUUGACACAUUUCUUUUAAACCACAAGUUCAUUAAGUAUGAAAUAUGUAUGUGUAGUCUUUUCUUUGUGCACUUUUUUGUUGGGAUGCAGUCUUUCUCACUCGUGUUGCUUGCUUACGACAGGCUAAUUGCAAUCUGUUUCCCUUUACAUCAACAUACUAUUAAUACUCCAACUCGAAUGUUUCUAAUAGUUAUCAUUCUUUGGGUAAUUAUGGGUGUUCUUGUAACUAUACCUGUUAUUCUAAUAGGGAACUUGUCAUAUUGUAAUUCAGUUGUAGUGAAAAGUUAUUUUUGUGAUCAUGGACCUCUAAUUUACUUGGCUUGCAAUGAUUAUUCGUUAAAUGCUGAAAUGGGAAAUCUGUAUGUCAUGGUAGUAAUUCUGGGUCCAUUGUGUUUCAUCAUAUUUACAUAUAUGUGUAUUUUCAGAGCUCUCACUAAAUUAUCUUCUUCUGACAGUCAAAAAGCAUUUAAAACAUGCACGUCCCAUUUAAUUCUAGUGGGGAUCUAUUACACACCUCUGCUCUUAACUUAUUUCACUGUUAUGGCUGGCUACAGUAUUUCCACAAAUGCAAGAAUUCUAAACAGUUCUCUUUCUGUGUCCAUUCCUCCUAUGCUUAAUCCAAUUAUAUAUACUCUCAAAACAGAAGAAAUAAUGGAGAAAAUCAGAAAACAUUAUUUACGAAGGAAGUUAACCCCUAGCUAUAAAUAGAUGGUUUCUUUAAAUUUAGAGCUGAGUUGUUUUUGUUUUCUUUUGUUUUAUGUUUGUCUUUAAUAUUAAUAUUCA